AUGCGCGCGAGGCCUCCGCCUAUACUGGCCAUAUACGAAUUUAUCGAUUCUCCUGAUUUAGGCACUGAGGCUAAUCCUAUAGUAAUUAGAGAUGAUCCUAUACCUUUAGGCUUGGCUUCUAACCCUAUAAUGAUUUAUGUUGAUAAGGAUUGUGGCUAUGAUAAGGCAGAGCAACUUAGUUCUAAUGCUGAUACUGAGAUUAUAGCUAUACCGGAAUUCUGGGAGAAUUUGAUCGAUAAAAGCUUUCCUAUCCUAGUAAAUGAGCGUAUAGACGUUAACUCUAAUUAUCCCUACCUGGAUGAUAAAGCAACUAAGGACAGAGUGCCUAAGGUAAUAGAAGAUCACUCUGUUACUCUCUAUGAAACUGAGCAAAAUAAGUACAAAGAUAAUAACUGUCCGACGCAGGAAGCACUAUAUAGUACCACUAAAUGUAUUGCGAGUAAACUACCUUAUGGCUCUUAUGGCAGAUGGUCAGCCAAACGCAAACUUUUAGAUACUGACGGCGUUUCCCCUGAACUAAGACGGUCUAAACGAUUGACCAAAAGGGUCAGAUAG
Messenger RNA from Penicillium psychrosexuale, 555 nucleotides. RefSeq lists its product as uncharacterized. The coding region runs from base 1 to 555 and encodes 184 amino acids. The transcript has 5 exons. The record is from RefSeq and is a predicted model, not a curated record. Lineage: Eukaryota; Fungi; Ascomycota; Eurotiomycetes; Eurotiales; Aspergillaceae.